Molecule: messenger RNA, 1590 nt
Organism: Pollicipes pollicipes
Lineage: Eukaryota; Metazoa; Arthropoda; Thecostraca; Pollicipedomorpha; Pollicipedidae
Product: lachesin
Exons: 5
Coding region: 92-976 (294 amino acids)
Biological process (GO): synapse organization
Cellular component (GO): neuron projection membrane
Source: RefSeq, a predicted model, not a curated record
ACGCGCGCUGGUGCUCGGGCGGCGGCGGCGCGGACGGUGGGCGCCGCGGGCGACGGUUGGACGCCGGCUGUAUCUGCGCCGUGGCUCGAUCAUGACGCCGUGUACGCUCCUCACGGCCGUCCUGGCGCUGCUCUGUGUACGAGACGGGGCCAGCUCCACCGAAUGUCGUCAGGAGCGGGCGCCCGACGGCGGCGCGUUCUCGGGCCCGUUCUUCGACCCGAGCACGCCCACCAACGUCACCGCCCAGCUGGGGACGCACGCGUUCCUGCCUUGCGUUGUGCAGCAGCUGGCGGACAAGUCGGUGUCUUGGGUACGCAAUCGCGACUCCCACAUUUUGACCGUGGAUCGGUACGCGUUCAUUGCCGAUGAGAGGUUCCAGUGCUUCCAUCCCGAGGACUCCGAGACCUGGACACUGCAGAUCAAAUACGUCCAGACCAGGGACGCCGGUUUAUACGAGUGUCAAAUCAGCACAGAGCCCAAGAUCUGCCACAUCAUAUCACUUAACGUUAUCGUACCACGGGUGGCCAUUCUGGGAGGCGACCGGGACCUGCACGUCAACGCCGGCAGCACGGUCACCAUCCAGUGCGUCAUCUCCCAGAGCAUCGAACAGCCGGCCUUCAUCUUCUGGUACCACAACGUGGAGCGCGUGAUGUCGCCGGCCAGUCGGCGUCACUGGCAGGCUGUGGAGCGAACGGCACCCGACACCACCGUCUCCACGCUCACCAUCGAGCGCGUCAUCAAGACCGACUCGGGCAACUACACGUGCAGCCCCAGUAACCUGCCCUCGGCCAGCGUGCUGCUGCACGUGCUCAACGGGGAGCACCACGCUGCCAUGCAGGAUGGCGUGAGCGCUGGCCACCCGGCCGGCCACCCGGGACACCUGUGGCUGUUCUGCGUCGGGCUCAGCUUAGUCAGCGCCUUCCUGGACGCCACCGCGUCCCGAAAACUUUCCGCUCGGAACGACGACGUGACGUGAGGACGGCGGUGGUCGCUGACAGUUUAAGUUUUCCCGGUCGCUGACAAGGGGUGCCAGCGUCGCGUGGGAGUGAUGCUAAUGUGGACGUCGGCGGAAGACAAUGAAAGUCUUUCGGUCGCCGACGUUCGGUGCUAGCGACUGAUAGCUGCAGACUGAUGGCGUUGGCUCGCGGUGCCAGACGCGGUACGUGCACUGCGAGCUAUGUUGGACACUGGCUACCAGAGGACAGGCCACGUGACCACAACAUUCUGAGCUCGGCAGGUGACCUAACAAGUACGAAAUCCGCGGCGGAAGCUCAGAACGUUCCAGUGCGAAGUGCAGACAAACACAGAACAUUCGCGACGUUCAUGAACUUGUUGUCAUGCGUUCUUGUACUGAUGUGUUCCAUGCGUGGUGCGAUUGGUGAGUGAAGAAAAGCUGAGAGAACACUGUUGGGAAGCGAGUGAAUGCUGGCAGGUUUUCUGCCGAGUGUCUAGCACUGUUGGCUGUUCUGGGAUCGCUUCUGCUCACGAUAGAUCAUGGUCGGUGUAAUAUUGAGUUGUUACUCUACCAGUAUAUUACCCUUCUAUGUUUGGAGGUAUACGUUUGUUGCAAAUACAUCGCUGAUAUUUUAA